AUGCUGCAUAUUACAACAAAGGGUAGGGAGACUAACCUGUUCGCGGAGAAGAAGAAGACAACCUUGGCGCGCCUCGCAGAGAAGAAGCAGGUUCACGGAGAAGAGAAGAAGAAGCAGAAAUUGAUAGGUGCACCUAGCAUUUCCCUCUUUCUCCCAACUCACGAAGCCAUUGCCACGAGCCUUCUCUCCAAGCGCUGGAAGCCGUUGUGGCAUUCCGUCCCCGCCUUCGACCUCGACGAUGAACCGUUUCUCCAAAACGACAAACCCUACUCCUCCUUCUUGACGUUCGCCUACGUCGCCAUUCUCUCUCGCAACCCCUCCCACUCCAUCACGCACUUCCACCUCAACUCCAGCGUGUGCCGAAACCAAAACGACCUCCUCCAUUUCAACAUAUGGCUAAACGCCAUCGUUGUUCAGCUUGACGUCAAACACCUCCAAAUCGAGGCACCGCGAAAUCACAGUCUGGCGCUGCUCCAAAUUUUGAGCAGCAUCUUCAACUACAAAACGCUCGUCGUUCUCAAGCUGUGUCGGUUGUUUGUGGACAGUAACAGUGUUGAGUCCGUACACUUGCCAGAGCUCAAAACUCCGCCUUUGGAUGAUGCUAGGAUGUUGGAGACCCGGUAUCUUCCCCAUUGUAGAGGAUUUGCAAAGCGACUAAGGUUUUAAUUUCUCCCCACUCAGUUGUUCUAGAGUUUCAGAGCAUGCCCAAGUUGCUGAGGGCUAAUAUUUAUGAAAAUUACGGGUUUGAGAUUCCUUUGGAGGCACUUUGUAAUGUGGAGUAUCUACGAUUCUGUCUAGUCACUGAUCAACCACCAAGUACGCUUUCCUUGGUUUCACAAUUUUAUUCAUUUGGAGCUCAUCUUUGGGAGAUUUAUGAACUGGCAUUUGAUGUUGGAAAUGCUCAAGCAUUGCCCCACGCUUCAAACUUUUGUGCCUAAUUUUUUCCUGUUGAAAGGUAUUCUCGCGAGGUUUGGUAUUAUACAGAGUAUGGUCCUGAAUGCAUUUCUUCAUAGCUAAGAAAGUGCACUGUUCUGAAUUAUAAAGACAAGGUCUGCAAGCUGCUAUUUGUGAAAUAUAUUGCUGAAUUCAAGAACUUUACAUACCUUGACAAUCCAUAAUCCACAAUUUACAGCAUCAGCAUUACUUAUUCCUUGAAUCUUUGGGACUGCUGGGCAAGCUUGAAAAGCUACAAGAAUUGAUGGUGUUUCUGAGGAGCUGUGCAAAUUGCGAACUUUUAUUUAUAUGAUUACAUAUAUAGGCUUCUAGAUAGGUGCAAAUUGUUCUUGGAUGAUUACAUUUUCAGUUUGGCUUCUACAUUAAUGCAACUCAUUAUUUUCGAGUGU
Glycine soja is the source of this 1343-nucleotide messenger RNA. RefSeq names its product F-box/FBD/LRR-repeat protein At1g16930-like. The transcript is spliced from 3 exons. The record is from RefSeq and is a predicted model, not a curated record. The coding region runs from base 1 to 666 and encodes 221 amino acids. NCBI's taxonomy places the organism in Eukaryota, Viridiplantae, Streptophyta, Magnoliopsida, Fabales, Fabaceae.